CGACAUGGCUUCCCCCGCUGCUGCUGUUGCGUCCUCCUCCUCCGCCGGCGCCGGCGCGGAGAAGAUCAAGAUCACGAUCAAGAGCGAGACGAGCGCCUUCUCGCUCGAGACGUCUCCGUCCGAGAGCGUGGCGGGCGUCAAGGCCGCGUACCAAGAGAGCGGAUCACACGCCGACACGCCCAACAACUUCAUCCUGCUGCUGCACAAGGGCAAGGAGCUGCCCGACGAGAAGACGCUGGCGCAGCUGGGCAUCACGGACGGAGACGUGCUGGUGCACAUCGAGGCGGCCCACCAGCCCUUCCACCCGCUCAACUACAAGCUGCUGGCCGAGAGCAUCAAGACGCGCAGGAAGCACGAGGACUCGAACCUGCAGAUGCUCAAGGAGGACAACAUCUGGGCCGCGGGCGCGGACGGCACCGUGCACCGCCUCGGCAUGGAGAAGAGCAUCAUCUCGCGCUCGCUGAACGGCAGCCUGCCGCCGCACUUCGCGCAGAAGAAGGUGGGCGCCGGCCGCGCCUUCUUCAACCAGCUCUCGGUGCGCGUCAACGGUUGCAGCUACCACGUGCUGCCCAGCAUGGAGGGCCGCUGGAACGGAGAGCUCACGACCAUCCCGGAGCAGGACGAGGGCAGCCAGGUGUGCUCCAACGACCUGGUCUUCCGCGACGACGAAGGCGUGUGGAGCCAGCGCCAGUCCAGGACCACCAUGAGCGGCCUCACCUCCAUGCAGCACAUGUGGAUCAAGCCCGUGUCCGACGGCAUCCUCAAGAUCGAGACGGACGACCCAACGCUGCGCGGGUCCGACAUCACCAUGCAGGAGCUCGGCACCAAUGUCAUCAUCGUCACGGCCACCUCCAAGCGCUCAGGCCGCCCGUUGAUGGUGGAGACGAUCACAGGCAUCGACAGCUCGCGGCGUCUGCGCACGAUCCAGCGCUUUGACGAGUCGGGCGCGUUCCGCUCCGUGUACGUCAUGAACGAGGUCAGAGUCGUGGACGCCGUGUCUGGAGCCAUGGAGAAGUACGACAACGUCUUCUGAGUUCGAAAGUUCACGCGAUAGUCUGCAGCUGGACUUGGACGUAGGCCCAGCGCAAAACGACAGGAAUUGCAUACAACCAAGCAAGACGAAGCGCACGAAGUUGUAGGAGUAACAAAGCUAAUUGAAAGGGCAACGGGUUGCGCUUUAUAGGUAUACGCUUGUUAUCGUCACUCGCCAUGCCACCUACCGAACUCUAAAAUACCAGUCUCUCGACAUUUUUCACUGC
Messenger RNA from Phytophthora sojae, 1259 nucleotides. RefSeq lists its product as hypothetical. Gene Ontology annotation, molecular function: protein binding. The record is from RefSeq and is a predicted model, not a curated record. The transcript is spliced from 2 exons. Lineage: Eukaryota; Oomycota; Peronosporomycetes; Peronosporales; Peronosporaceae. The coding region runs from base 5 to 1033 and encodes 342 amino acids.